AUGGCUCCUCUCCGCGCGCGGCUGUCCUGCCUGCUGCUCUUGCACUGUGCGCUCUGCGCCAACGCGGGCAGCAGGACCCCAGAGUUGCGCUUCUCAAGAAAGCUCAGUGACUAUGGUGUGACAGUGCCCUGCAGCACAGAUUCUCAGGGACGCUUCCUCUCCCACGUGGUAUCUGGGCCACCAGCAGCCUCCUCAGGGAGUACAGAGGUGGACAGACCACCCACACCACUGUCACACUCCGGUCACCUGCGGGUGGCUCGAAGCCCACUGCGCCCCAAAGGAGCGACCUUGCAGCCUGGCAGGGGGGGGCGCUCCUCCCUCUACUUCAACGUCACUGUUUCUGGGGAGGAACUGCACUUACACCUGCGGCCCAACCGGCGGCUGGUGGUGCCCGGAGCCUCAGUGGAGUGGCAGGAGGAUUUUCGGGAGCUGUUCCGUCAGCCCUUGCAGAGGGAGUGUGUCUACACCGGGGGUGUCACGGGCAUGCCAGGGGCAGCUGUCGCCAUCAGCAACUGCGACGGAUUGGCAGGCCUCAUCCGCACAGACAGCACUGACUACUUCAUUGAGCCCCUGGAGCGGGGGCAGCAGGAGACAGAGGCCAGCGGGAGGAUGCACGUGGUGUACCGCCGGGAAGUCGUCCGGCAGGCGUGGACAGAGCCUCUCGGGGACCUGCACAAUGAAGCUUUUGGCCUGGGUGACCUUCCCAACCUGCUGGGCCUGGUGGGGGACCGGCUGGGAGAAGCAGAGCGGAAGCGGCGACAUGCCAAGCCGGGCAGCUACAGCAUGGAGGUGCUGCUGGCGGUGGACGACUCGGUGGUGCGCUUCCACGGGAAGGAGCACGUGCAGAACUACGUCCUCACCCUCAUGAACAUCGUGGAUGAGAUUUACCACGAUGAGUCCCUGGGGGUCCACAUAAACAUCGCCCUUGUCCGCUUGAUCAUGGUUGGCUACCGACAGUCCCUGAGCCUGAUCGAGCGUGGGAACCCUUCUCGCAGCCUGGAGCAGGUGUGUCGCUGGGCGCACUCUCAGCAGCGCCAGGACCCCGGCCACGCGGAGCACCAUGACCACGUCGUCUUCCUCACCCGGCAGGACUUUGGGCCCUCAGGGUACGCGCCUGUUACUGGCAUGUGCCACCCCCUGAGAAGCUGUGCCCUUAACCACGAAGAUGGCUUUUCCUCGGCCUUCGUGGUGGCCCACGAGACUGGCCACGUGCUCGGCAUGGAGCACGAUGGUCAGGGGAACGGCUGCGCGGAUGAGACCAGCCUGGGCAGCGUCAUGGCGCCCCUGGUGCAGGCUGCCUUCCACCGCUUCCACUGGUCCCACUGCAGCAAGCUGGAACUCAGCCGCUACCUCCCCUCCUAUGACUGCCUCCUUGAUGAUCCCUUUGCACCUGCCUGGCCCCGGCCCCCGGAGCUGCCCGGCAUUGACUACUCAAUGGACGAGCAAUGCCGCUUUGACUUCGGCACUGGGUACCACACCUGCUCAGCGUUCAGGACCUUCGAGGCCUGCAAGCAGCUGUGGUGCAGCCACCCUGACAACCCUUACUUCUGCAAGACCAAGAAGGGGCCCCCGCUGGACGGGACGGAGUGCGCACCAGGCAAGUGGUGCUUCAAAGGUCACUGCAUCUGGAAGUCGCCGGAGCAGACUUAUGGCCAGGAUGGAGGCUGGAGCUCCUGGACUAAGUUCGGGUCAUGUUCACGGUCGUGUGGGGGCGGGGUUCGAUCCCGUAGCCGGAGCUGUGACAAUCCCCUCCCAGCCUAUGGAGGCCGCCUGUGCUCGGGGCCCACGUUCCAGUACCAGGUCUGCAACGGCGAGGAGUGUCCGGGGCCCUACGAGGACUUCCGGGCCCAGCAGUGCGCCAAGCGCAACUCCUAUUACGUCCACCAGAACGCCAAGCACAGCUGGAUCCCCUACGAGCCGGACGACGACGCCCAGAAGUGUGAGCUGAUCUGCCAGUCAGAGGACACAGGGGACGUGGUCUUCAUGAACCAGGUGGUCCACGACGGGACUCGCUGCAGCUACCGGGACCCGUACAGCAUCUGUGCCCGCGGCGAGUGCGUGCCCGUCGGCUGUGACAAGGAGGUGGGGUCCAUGAAGGCAGAUGACAAGUGUGGGGUCUGUGGCGGCGACAACUCCCACUGCAGGACUGUGAAGGGGACUCUGGGCAAGGCCUCCAAGCAGGCAGGAGCUCUCAAGCUGGUGCAGAUCCCAGCAGGUGCCAGGCACAUCCAGGUUGAGGAGCUGGAGAAGAUCCCCCACCACAUUGCGGUGAAGAACCAGGUCACAGGCAGCUUCAUCCUCAACCCCAAGGGCAAGGAAGCCACGAGCCGGACCUUCACUGCAAUGGGCCUGGAGUGGGAGUACGCGGUGGAGGAUGCCAAGGAGAGCCUCAAGACCAGUGGGCCCCUGCCGGAAGCCAUUGCCAUCCUGGUGCUCCCCCCAGCUGAGGGCGGCCCCCGCAGCAGCCUGGCCUACAAGUACGUCAUCCACGAGGACCUGCUGCCCCUUAUCGGGAGCAACAACGUGCUCCUGGAGGAGACGGACACCUACGAGUGGGCACUAAAGAACUGGGCACCCUGCACCAAGGCCUGCGGAGGAGGGAUCCAGUUCACCAAGUACGGCUGCCGGCGCCGGCGAGACCACCACAUGGUCCAGCGGCACCUGUGCGACCACAGGAAGAGGCCCAAGCCCAUCCGCCGGCGCUGCAACCAGCACCCGUGUGCCCAGCCUGCGUGGGUGACGGAGGAGUGGGGCACCUGCAGCCGGAGUUGUGGGAAGCUGGGGGUGCAGACUCGGGGAGUGCAGUGCCUGCUGCCCCUCUCCAACGGUACCCACAAGGCCAUGCCGGCUAAGGCCUGCCCCGGGGACCGGCCCGAGGCCCGCCGGCCCUGCCACCGGGUGCCCUGUCCAGCCCAGUGGCGGACGGGAGCCUGGUCCCAGUGCUCCGUCACUUGCGGAGAGGGCGUCCAGCUGCGGCAGGUGGUGUGCCGGGCCAACGCCAGCAGUCUGGGGCAUUGUGAGGGGGACAAGCCGGACACGGUCCAGGUCUGCAGCCUGCCUGCCUGCGGAGGAAAUCUCCAGAACUCCACAGUGAGGGCUGACGUCCGGGAACUUGUGACCCCAGAGGGGGAGUGGGUGCCACAAUCUGGGCCCCUAGAUCCCAUCAACAAGAUAUCAUCAACGGAGCCCUGUGUGGAGGACAGGUCCAUCUUCUGCCAGAUGGAAGUGCUUGAUCGCUACUGCUCCAUCCCCGGCUACCACCGGCUGUGCUGUGAGUCCUGUACCACGAAGGCCUCGGGCCCUGACGUGAGCCCGGACCCCAGCCUGGCCUCACCACCACCCUUCUCCACUCCUGGGAGCCCCUUCCGAGGAUCCAAGGCCCCUCCAGAGGCUGUGGAGCCCACUGUGGGACCAGCGGGAUCAGACGACCAUCAGCAUGGCCGACCCACACAGCUCCCAGGACCUCUGGGCACAAGCUCCCCAGUGAGCCAGCGCCGCUUUGCUGCCCAGAAGCUGAACCCUACAGUAUUCUGGGGCACUUCCCCUAGUGCCCCCCGGGGACUGCCCUGGGGCUGGGCUGGGGCCCCUACACCAGUCUCUGAAGAUAAAGGGCAGCUCAGGGAAGACCCGAAACAUCCAGGCACCAGCCUUCCCACCACCUCCCCGGCGACAUGAGCCUCGCCUUGCCCACCCCACCAGUCAAGUUUACACCCUCUGUGCUGCCCCAGCCAUCCCGGCUCGGAGGACACACAGCGGGGCCCGGGCAAGCACGGACUGCCUUUUAAAUUAUUUGCCUUCUUAUUGUUCUGGUUUGGAGCUGUGACACUUUUCACCCCAUGAAGUGGGUCUAUGAGGAAGAAAAAGAUCAGGGAAAGCCCUAACCGGAGAUACCUCAGCAAGCAGCCCAGGUGACCGAAGCAAACCUCUCAGGGGCUCCUGUCUGUCUCUCCUACCAGGACAGAGGGCCAGCUAACUACCCCCAACACACACACACACACAGCCACCGGGCCUCACACCGCCUCCCUUUGCCAGAAAUUGUGGGGACCCCUGUGGAGGCCCCGUGUACCAGGCUCCUCUGCCAAGAGGGGCAGAGCAGGGCCGGGGAAGGCCGGGGGAGCCCUCACAGGGUGGUCCAAGAGGAAGUGGGCUGGGGCCGAAUGUGGUCGUGAGGCUCCGGCUGCAGGGCUAGUGUGGGCGGGAGGCCAGUUCAUCUCAGACCCAGCUCUUCACAGCGAGAGCUCCAGACAGCUCCUCUGACCACGGCCAAAGGGCAGAGUCCACCUUGCAGUUGCUGGCUGGAGGGCCAUGUUGGUGGCCACCUCUGUCCCUGAAGAUGGCACUUCCUAUUACUUCUGGUGCCUCCAGUUUACAGGUGGGCCUUUUAACCUCACAGGCCCCCCUGAGAAGGGGGCUCUGGACACUCUGGAACAUGGGUCCUCAUCAUCCAGGGGCUUCCCAGCUGGUGCUAGGCCCCCUGGCUGGACCAGAACGGCAACUGUGGUCAUCACUGCAGCGCGUGAAGAGAGCACAGCCUGGAAGGUGACUUUGUGGGGCACAGAGGAGGCGUGAGUUC
Mesoplodon densirostris (Blainville's beaked whale) is the source of this 4573-nucleotide messenger RNA. RefSeq names its product ADAM metallopeptidase with thrombospondin type 1 motif 14 (gene ADAMTS14). Gene Ontology annotation, biological process: proteolysis; extracellular matrix organization. The record is from RefSeq and is a predicted model, not a curated record. Gene Ontology annotation, cellular component: extracellular matrix. Gene Ontology annotation, molecular function: metalloendopeptidase activity. NCBI's taxonomy places the organism in Eukaryota, Metazoa, Chordata, Mammalia, Artiodactyla, Ziphiidae. The transcript has 22 exons. Bases 1 to 3675 code for a protein of 1224 amino acids.